AACGGAUUUGAAGGAAACCGCUCAGAGAGAUUUAAUUAGACAGACACUAACUCUCGCAUCAUCUCUCUCUCUCUCUCUCUCUCUCUCUAAAACCCUCUUGUCGUCUUUCUCCAUCAAGACAAACCAAAUUCAAACAUCAUUGAUUGUGAGACAGAGAGGCAAAAAACAAAACAAAAAACCAGAGUGUGUGUUCCAAUCUCUCUAAACUAAUCCCUACUUCUAUUUUUCUUCCUCGUUUCAGUUCCUGGGUUUUAAUCAAUUUCUCUCCUUUCUCUCUCUCUCUUCUGAAUUCCGGUCUGAAAUCGUCGGAAUUCGGAAAGUUUUAAGCUUUGUAACAACAACAACGCAAAGGCGAGUUCUUGUUUCUCUCUGUUUGCUUCUACUCUGUUUAUCUCAUCUCUUGUCGGGUUCUGUGAUGAAUCUUAGGAACAAUCAGUUUCUAUUUAGAGAAGCGUAGUAUUUCACCUGCCAGGGCUUUUGAGAUUUGUCUUUUUGCAUCUUUCUGGAAUUUUCUCUUUUUUUUUCUUUCUCAGAUCCAUUGACCUCAUCCCCAGACAUAACAAAAGUUUAAAUCUUUUUUUAUAAGGGUUUUAAUUCUUGUCCAUCUUCGAAGAAGACCAUGAGAGGCGUCUUCUUCAUCGUCUUCGUAACGUGUCUAGUCAUCUUACCGGAUCCUCUACUCGCUGGUGUAGCCUACACCGGGAGCAUCACUCCAGGGUUUUCAGGAUCUCAGAUGAAUUACAUCAACAACGACGGUAUCUUCCUCAAUUCCAACAACUCAGACUUUGGCUUUGGUUUCGUAACUACACAAGCUUCCGUCACUCUCUUCACGCUCAGCAUCAUCCACAAGAGCAGCACGAAACUGAUCUGGUCGGCGAACAGAGCUUCCCCUGUUUCCAAUUCCGACAACCUUGUGUUCGACGACAAAGGGAAUGUUGUGCUGCGUAGAGAAGAAGGCGGAACUGAGGUUUGGAGACUUGACAAUUCUGGCAAAAACGCUUCGAGAAUGGAGCUUCGUGACUCGGGGAAUCUAGUUCUUGUUUCCGUUGACGGGACUUCGAUCUGGGAGAGUUUUGAUCAUCCUACAGAUACUCUGAUUACGAAUCAAGCUUUUAAACAAGGCAUGAAGCUCACUAGCAACCCUUCUUCGAGCAACGUGACUUUUGCUCUCGAGAUCAAAUCAGGAGAUAUGGUUUUAUCUGUGAAUAGCUUAACCCCUUCUCAAGCGUAUUGGUCGAUGGGAAAUGCUAGAGAGAAGAUCAUAAACAAAGACGGCGUGGUGACUUCGUCGUCUCUCCUUGGGAAUUCAUGGCGCUUCUUUGAUGAGAAACAGGUUCUGUUAUGGCAGUUUAUAUUUACAGACAACAAAGAUGAUAACGCAACUUGGAUCGCCGUUUUGGGAAGCAACGGUGUGAUCUCUUUCUCCAAUAUCGGAAGCGGAGCAUCUGCUGCUGAUUCUUCUACCAAAAUCCCGAGUGAUCUUUGCGGAACACCCGAGCCUUGUGGGUCUUACUACGUCUGCUCGGGUUCUAAAGUGUGUGGAUGUGUGCCCGGGUUGUCUCGGGUUCGGUCUGAUUGCAAAACAGGGAUCACUUCUCCCUGUAAGAAAGACAAAGAUAAUGCAACAUUGCCCUUGCAGCUCGUAAAUGCUGGGGAUAGUGUAGAUUACUUCGCUCUAGGGUUUGCUUCUCCCUUCUCCAAGAAAACGAGUCUUGAUAGUUGUAAAGAGUUCUGCAACAACAAUUGCACGUGCCUUGGUCUUUUCUUCCAGAACAGUUCUGGUAACUGCUUCUUGUUUGAUUGGAUUGGAAGCUUCAAAAACUCUGGUAAUGGAGGCUCUGGGUUUGUUUCUUACAUCAAGAUCGCAAGUACUGGUGCGGGAGGUGGAGAUAACGGAGAAGAUGGUGGGAAACAUUUUCCUUAUAUAGUGAUCAUUGUCGUGGUGACGGUUUUUAUCAUCGCUGUUUUGAUCUUUGUGGCCUUCCGGAUUCAUAAGAGAAAGAAGAUGAUUUUGGAAGCUCCUCAAGAGAGUUCAGAGGAGGACAAUUUCUUGGAGAAUUUAUCCGGGAUGCCUAUUAGGUUUGCUUACAAAGAUCUUCAGUCAGCGACGAAUAACUUCUCGGUGAAGUUAGGUCAAGGAGGGUUUGGAUCGGUAUAUGAAGGUACCUUGCCGGAUGGUUCUCGUUUGGCCGUGAAGAAACUUGAAGGAAUAGGUCAAGGGAAAAAAGAAUUUAGAGCUGAGGUUAGUAUAAUCGGAAGCAUUCAUCAUCUUCAUUUGGUACGGCUCAGAGGAUUCUGCGCUGAAGGGGCUCAUAGGCUUCUUGCUUACGAGUUCUUAUCUAAAGGUUCGUUGGAGAGAUGGAUAUUUAGGAAAAAAGNAACAAAACAAAAAACCAGAGUGUGUGUUCCAAUCUCUCUAAACUAA
This is a messenger RNA of Camelina sativa (false flax), 2425 nucleotides long. NCBI's taxonomy places the organism in Eukaryota, Viridiplantae, Streptophyta, Magnoliopsida, Brassicales, Brassicaceae. The record is from RefSeq and is a predicted model, not a curated record.